UUGCCAAAUGUCAUUCGAAAAAUGUAAAUGUAAAUUGCACCGUCGUAUUUUUAAAGAAAAAUAGAUUUAAAAUCGACAUAAAUUAGUGAUAAUGUUUUUCUUUUUCACUCUCUAUUUGUCCUAUUAAGUGUAUGUUUCUGAUAAAUCGAUAUACAAGAUUUAAAACGUUUUUUGUAUUAUGAAAUACAUAAAAAUACGUGUACCAUUGUGCAUUGUGUAGAAAAUGAUUUGUAAAUAGUGUGUACUGUAGUUAGCUAAAGGUAUUCAAUAUGUGGUCUUUUUUCUCACGAGAUCCGACUAAGGACUUUCCAUAUGAGGUAGGCGAUCCGGUGCCAGGGUUGGAAGACAGGAGCGUGUGGACUUUGCAUAAAGGCAAGAAGAGGGGUACGCAAGAUGAGGUCUCGAUAUUUUUGUACGAUGUGACCAAAAAUUCGGAGACGUUGUUCGAUAUAGCUAAAACGUCGUUGAAGAAACUAAAGACUAUGAGACACCCAAGCCUUUUACAUUAUUUAGAUAGCUGUGAAACUGAGAAAUUUUUAUAUGUAGCCACAGAAUAUGUGGAACCAUUAGCGAUACACAUAGAGAAUAUGACGCUGGACGGCCAGCAGCGAGAGCUGUUCCUCGCGUGGGGAAUAUUUCAAAUUACAAGGGCACUAUCAUUCUUCAACAACGACGGUAAUGUGAAACACAACAAUGUGUGCCUAUACUCAGUGUUUGUCACUCUCGCCGGGGAGUGGAAGCUUGGCGGUUUUGAGUUCCUCACGGCACACGGGCAGGACACCAGCAAUCCAUUACCUAUUAAGAUACUGCCUACACUUGAAAUAUAUGAUCCACCUGAAAAGAAUGAUCCAACUAAAUUGAAGGCAGUUACUAAAUGUUCAUCAGACAUGUGGGGCCUAGGAUGCCUGAUCUGGGAGGCAUUCAACGGCCCCCUGUCCAACCAGCCGGCGCUGAAAACUGUGGACAACAUACCCAAGCAGCUGUGUACACUGUACUGCGAGCUGGUCAGUGCCAACCCCGCAUCUAGGCCGAACCCUGCUGAUAUUAUUACUAGAUGUCGAAAACUCGGCGGUUAUUUCAAAAAUGACCUAAUAGACACAAUGCUGUUUCUGGAAGAGAUCCAGAUAAAGGACAAGGUGGAGAAAGCCAAGUUCUUCUCGACGCUAAGUGGUCACCUGGACAGCUUCCCGGAAGCUGUGUGUGUGCACAAGAUCCUGCCUCAGCUGCUGACUGCUUUUAAUUAUGGCGACGCUGGGUCAGCUGUAUUGGCGCCCAUGUUCAAGUUGGGCAAGCUGCUCGAAGAUGAGGACUACCAGAAGCAGAUAGUGCCGUGCGUGGUGAAGCUGUUCGCGUCCAACGACCGCACCACGCGCUCGCGUCUGCUGCAACAGCUGGACCAGUUCAUCCAUCACCUGCAGAACUCCACCGUGAACGAGCAAAUAUUCCCGCAAGUGGUGCACGGCUUCAUGGACACCAACGCCAUCAUCCGCGAGCAGACGGUCAAGUCCAUCAUCCACCUGGCGCCCAAGCUCAACUACAACAACAUCAACGUGGAGGUGCUGCGACACUUCGCGCGCCUGCAGUCCAAGGACGACCAGGGCGGGAUCAGAACAAACACAACAGUGUGUCUUGGCAAGAUAGCGGCGCACUUACACCCGCAGAUACGACAGAAAGUCCUCGUGUCGGCGUUCGUGCGUGCGACUCGUGACGCGUUCCCCCCGGCGAGGCAAGCCGGCGUGCUGGCUUUGGCAGCGACACAGCAAUACUUCCUGCUGGCUGAGGUCGCUAACAGAGUGCUGCCAGCGCUGUGUCCGUUGACCGCUGAUCCGGAAAAACAGGUGCGAGAGUCAACAUUCAGAACGAUAAAAGGAUUUCUAGGAAAACUAGAAAAGGUUUCAGAAGAUCCCAGUCUAAAAGAAGGAAUGGAGGCAGACGUGCACACAGCCACGCCGUCUCUGAGCAACGCGGCCGCGACGUGGGCGGGCUGGGCGGUGACAGCAGUGACCGCCAAGUUCUACAGAUCACAUUCCGACACCGCACGAGUGCAGCACGCGCCCAAGUCUGCGCUAUCCAAGCCUGGCUCACUUGAACAACCGUCAUCUAGCAGUAUGUCGACGACGACGUCAUCAGUGACAUCCAUGACGUCACUGGAGCACAGCGAGUCCGCCUCGGACUACGACCCCGAGCACUGGGACAUGACUGCGUGGGGGGAAAUUGACUCCAGCGCCGGCACGACGGCCGCCAGCGCCAAGUCCCCGGGCAGCAGCGGCAGCACGCACGCCACGCCGGCGCUCGCCGCGCUGUGCGAGGACGACUGGGACAACGAGGAGUGGGGCACGCUGCAGGAGCAGCCGUCGGCGGAGGCGGAGCUGGCGAGUCCGUCGGAGACGUGGGGCAGCUCGUGGGGCGAGCCGCACGCCAACAGCGCGCACGCCACGCUGGUGCGCGCGCGCGCCGCCACGCACGCCGCCACGCACCAGAACAGCAACGACUCGCUCGGCGGCUGGGAGGACGGCGAGUUCGAGCCCAUCGAGGAGAACGCCGACGAAAACAACGCAUCCAAAAUGGACGAAAUGCGUCGCAAACGUGAAGAGAGAAAGCUGCAGCGUCAGCGAGAAAUGGAGGCGAGACGAAGCGCGCGGGGUCAGGGGCCCAUGAAGUUAGGCACCAAGAUCACGACCCCUCCACCCUUCUAGGCUUAUACCCCCCAUUAAUGGGGUCAGUGCGGUUAGUAAUCGGCGCGAACUUGGUCUACUUGAUUCGAUUAUCGUACUUAUCGCCCUUUAAAUAGAGUUGUAAGUAGAAUGAUAUCUUUUUAUAUAAAUACCAGUUAAGGAGUAUUUUUUAAGUUUAGGAAAGCUCAGUUUAGGUAUUUGUAUUUUUUAGUUUUUAUAUUUUCAAAUUAUCGCCAAGACAAAGUUUUGCCUACAAAUCGUUGUCUUUCGUCCGAUCGCAACGAAAAAUCUUAAUAUAUAAAUGCGAAAGUUUAUUUAUCUUCUUCUUCUUCUUAAUCGUGCACUCUUGGCAGAGUGGUCGUGGUUGCAGCGAUGAGCGACGCCUUUUGUGCAAUGCUCCGCCACUUUUGGCGAUUGGCUGCAUUUUGGGUACACUCCGCCAAAGAUGAUUGUGUAGCAGCCUUAACCAAAUCCGUCCAGCGGGUUGGAGAUCGGCCUCUGGAUCUUUUGCCUUGGACUUGCCCUUGCACUACCAACCGUUCUAUAGAAUCAUGAUUUCUGGAGAUGUGGCCAAAGAACUUUAAGACCCGUAAAAGCACAGUCGACGAAAGCCUUUCUUUUAUCUUUAGUUCAUUGAGAAUGGAAAUGUUGGUUCUGAAUGCUGUCCAAGGAAUCCUCAACAAACGCCUCCAACACCACAUCUCCAGGGCAUCGAUCUUGCGACGGUCUUGUAGACGCAAGGACCACGUUUCCGCACCGUAGAGAAAGAUUGGAAAGACAAGACACCUCAUAAGUCGAACCUUCGUGGUUUUGGUGAUUCUCCUAUCUUUCCAAAUCUUGCUAAGUUUAUCCACUGCCGAUCUAGUAAUGGCACAACGUCUCCGGAUUUCAAUCUCACAACCACCAGUAUUAGAGAUAGUAGAACCCAGAUAGAUGUAAGUUGGAACAACCUCACAGUUCGCUAUUUUGUCAAUAUCUGGUCUGUUCUGAUUGGCGCGGUCCACAAUCAUUAUUUUGGUCUUCUCUCUGUUAAUGGCAAGUCCAAAUUCAAGGCUAAUUACUUCUAGACGGGUCAGCAGGUCUUCUAUAUCCUCUUUAGUUUGUGCAAAAAGCGUAGUAUCGUCUGCAUACCGUAAGUUUGAAAUAUUUCGUCCUCCCACAGAUAUUCCCUUGUCCCAGUUUUCCAGAACCAUCCGCAUUAUGUAUUCUGUAUAGGUGUUGAAGAGGAGUGGAGACAAAAUACAUCCUUGCCGAACGCCAGCUUUGGUCUUCAAACUUGCAGAGUCCACUUUGUCCACUCUUACAGCAGCUGUGCCAUCUACGUAUAAAUGUUGUACUAGAUUUAUAAGGUGCAGAGGUACUCCCAUAUCUGUUAAUACUUGCCAGAGCUUCUUCCAUUUAACAGUAUCAAAUGCUUUACAGAAGUCUACAAAGCAAAUAUACAACGGAGUGUUAAAUUCUCUGGCCUUUUCUACAAUCUGGCGGAUUAUCAGUAUUUGCUCUCGUGUACCUCUACCCUUAACAAAACCAGCCUGCUCCUGAGCAAUUUGACGUGACAGAUAGGCUUGAAGUCUUGUAUUUAUGAUCUGAAGUAGCACUUUACUUGCAUGAGAGAUGAGAGAAAUUAGCCUAUAGUUGUUACAUUUCUUCGUUGAGCCUUUUUUAUGCAAUGGUAUGAAUAAAGAAUGCGACCAAUCCAUUGGCCAACAUCCUGUUUCCCAAAUUUUGUUACAAAUAUUAAAUAGGACAUCAACGCCUGCUUCACCCAUGGCCUUGAAAACUUCAAUCGGUAUCUCAUCUACACCAACGGCCUUAUUGCACUUCAGAUGCUGGAUAGCGGCGCGCACUUCAUCCCUCAUUAUUGAUGGUUCCCGAUCAUUUAUUUGAUUUAUCGGACAAAAGUCAUCUGCCGAAGUGUUACCAUUAGAAAAUAGUGUGCUACAGUAAUCUUUCCACACGGUGACAAUGUCCUGAAUUUCUGUUACUGGCAUACCGACGGCGUUCUCUAUAGACCAAGUUUUAGGCUUGAACUGACGAGUCAAGCAGCGUACCUUGUUGUGCAGAUCUUUUGUUUCAUACUUGUCAGAAUGUUGUUCGAGUUCUUCACACAACUUUGCCAACGCACGAUUUAUAUCACGUCUACAUUCUGCCUGUAUGGUAGCACUUAUUUCAUUAAGUUGGGAUACUGACACACCUUUAGCCUUCAUACUUCUACGAUCUUCCACUAGCUUCCAAGUCUCCAUGGACAUCCAAUGUUGUCUUUUAGCAUUGUGAGGUCUAGGCUGCGAUUCUAUAACUGCUUCUUUGAUGUAUGUUUUUGCCGAUAACCAUAGUUCGUUUGAAUCCAGUGUGGUCUUGGUUUCUGCUUUCCAAGUGUUAUGUUUUUCCACCAGAGAUUUCUUAAAGGACUCCUCGUCAAGUAUGUGCAGCCUUUUCGUAGUUGUUGCAGGUCUAGCAUUUUGCAGCUUUAAUCUCAAAUUCCCGAAUAAUAGCUGGUGAUCUGAGUGACAAUCGGCACCAGGUAAAGUAUGUACGUUGGUUAUCGAGCUUCUCCAUCUAGAUCUUACAAGGACAUAGUCAAUUUGGUUUCGAUGUUUACCAUCGGGUGAAACCCAAGUAUAAAGACGUCUUACGUGGUGUUUGAAUACAGUAUUCAUAAUGGUCAUGUUGUUAUUGGCAGCAAACUCUAUCAAACGCUCUCCUCUAGGAUUCCUAGUACCAAGUCCGUAUUUGCCUACAAUAUUUCGGAGACCUGAAUCAUUGAUUGUAGUUCCUACCUUUGAGUUGAAGUCACCGAGUAUUAGAAGUAAUUCCCGUUUAGGAAUCUUAGACAUACAGUUUUCGAGUUCAUAAUAGAACUUGUCUACUUCUUCAUCACUCGCAGCAGCUGUAGGAGCGUAAACUUGAACUACAUUUACUGGUACUGGAGAUGCAUUGAGCUUUAUGGAUAUCAUCCUAUUGCUAACUGGAUCAUAACCUAGGACAGAACGGUUUAAUCUUUUGGGUAUUGCAAUGGCUACUCCAGAGUGACUGCUUUUAUCAUUGCCUGAAAAAUAUAUGGUGAAUUUCUCAGUAUCACGGUGGCCACUCUGUUUCCAGUGAGUUUCACUAAUUCCAGUAAAAGUCAAACCGCAACGUUCAAUUUCUGAUUCCAGAAUAUGCAGCUUCCCCUCAUCUAGAAGUCCUCUAACAUUCCAUGUGCCAAAACGGAGUUGUUUAUGUAGAUUGAUGCUUCUUCCAGUAGCAUGUUUUCCGUGGAGUGCCUGGUCGCCUGCUUCUCCAUGGCCGGUAGCCAAUUUCACAUCCUGAGCCCCGGAAAACUCAGAGCGCCGGUCGCUACGCGGGUCACAAGGCAAACGUUCUCUCGUAACUUGAAACUAUGUGGAAAGUUUAUUUAUCACGAAAUCUCAAAAACGCUGGACGUACAAAGAUGAAAUUUGGCAGGGAGGUAGUUUAUAAGAUGACGUCCGCUAAGAACGGAUUUUGCUACAGGGCCGAAUGAAGGUCUAAGGGCGGACGAAGUCGCGGGCGUCCGCUAGUAUAGUAUAUCUAUAAUAUAUCUUUCUUUUGUUGUCAAAAUUCGAAAUAUACGAAAUAUGCAUUUUCAGACAGUCCUUACUCUUACUCGCGCCCUUACUCUGCGAAAAAAGAAAGACGAUUGAAUAAAAUUUUAAUAAAAAAAAUACAACCGACUUCAAAACCAAAAAAACGUACCCAGUAAACUAAAAAGCGAAAAAUAACAUCAUAAUAUGUUCUACCUGCUGAUCAGUAUGAUGGCGGUGCUAAGCCAUACAAAUUAGUCAAGCCCAAGCACAAGGUAGCUACCGUACACCGUUAAGGGGUUCCCUUAAUUGACCUUGGUUUUCAUCAUCAGACCCCUAAUGACAGUCACAACCCAUCUUGGUACAAAGUUCUCAGCAAUACGAAUUAAUCAAGGCCAAACACAAGGUAGUUACUGUAAACUGUUAAGGAGUUCCCUUAAUUGUCCUUGGUCUUCAUCACCAAACCCCUAAAUUACAGUCACAUCCUAACUAUGUGGAAAGUUCUCAUUAAUACAAAUUAAUCAAGCCCAAACACAAGGUAACUGCUGUAAAUCGCCGAGGAGUUCCCUCGUCUGUUUUAUGGCUCCAUCAUCAGAUCGAUUUUAAACCUUUAUGAAAUUGUAGUGCUUAAAAGUACUAAAUGGAAAAGUUUACGAACACACUAGACACCCAUAUAAUUUUCGAAAGUUCCUCUCAAUUUCUCCAAGAUUCCAUCAUCAGAUCUUGACAUGAUGGCAAUGGGACCAAAUGGGGACUAUACCGUUUCAAACAAAAAAAGAAUUUUUGAAAUCGCUCCAGGCGUCUUUGAGUAAUCGGUGUACAUACAUAAAAAAAAAAAAAAAUACCGACCGAAUUGAGAACCUCCUCCUUUUUGAAGUCGGUUAAAAACACAUUUUGGUACAAUCAAUGUAUGUAGAAAAUAUCGUUACAACCUAUUUACAACUCUAUGUGAAUUGCAUAAAGUCGAUUUUAUAAUUGUGUCUUUGAAAAAAGUGAUCGACCACGUUCGCGCCUUUUAAGGAAGACUUGCUCUGAACCUUACAGCCUUUGCAAACUGCGACAUUUUCAUACAUCACACUUUGUAUCCUUAGUAUGAUACUUUGAUUUAUAACUAUGACGUCAAAGGAAAAUAGACCUUACAGUACUUAUUUUAAGGUCCUAUAUUCUAUUUAAUUUAAUUUUUAAAAUACGUUCCACUACUAUUAGAAGUUUAUACGAAAUUGAGCUUUAUUCCAAAGCUUAUUAGGUCGAUUUUACUGUGACGCUUAAUGAUCAAAUUUUAUAUUAAGGGUACAUUCACACUAAAGAAUUUAUAAUUGAAAAAUAUUUUGAACAUCUCGCAGUUUGCAAACGCGUCCAAGUGUGAUCCUAAAAUUAAUAUAUACCUAAAGAAAAACCUACACAAUUAUUUACGCCUUUUUUCUACACCUUAAGACUAUAUGUAACACCUAAAGUACGUGAUAGUCCUUUACUAAAGUCGUGAAUCAUUGAUAUAAAAAAAAACAUACGCGCUUUAUUAGCAAUCCCCUCUUUUUUGAAGUCGGGUAAAAUCUUUUGUAGCCAUUCAUAUUUCAAAUUAGAAUCCCACGCAACGAAGAGGAUUCUUUUUAGAAUCUAAGAAUCCUUUGCUUUUAAUCAAAGAAAAAAACAAUUUUACAGCCUAGCUUGAAAAAUAACUAUUUCACUCCUAACGUGAUAUGGGUUUUUUAUAUCAAUGUUUUGAAAUCGAGAAUUUCACUUUGAAAAAUAAAGCAGAAUUCGAAUGAAAGAUUAAUUUUCAACAUUCGCAGACGAAGUGCAAGCCCUAAUUUCCAUUUCCAUAUAAAAAUACGCCUGAACAUAUUUUCUAGAUUUUGAGAAAAUUUGCUGACCCAUCAGUCGUGUACAAAACUUUCUUUUCUUUUCAAAAAACAAUUGAUACAAAAACUAAAAUAGAAAGCAAACUAAAGCGUCUUGGAAACGGUCAAGCUUUUUGUCAAAUCAAACGUGUUUGUCAAACACUUCAAAUGUUUGUCAAACAAUGCUUAAUGAAAAAGUCAAGUGAAAGGGAAUGCCCGUCCGCCGAUGUGAUUUACCUUAACUACCCGGCAAUUUACUUAGGUAUAUUUAAAAAAAUCUCAAUUUACUUGUCUUGAUAAAGAUAUUUUCUUUGUUUCUUAUAAUUUAACUUUAAUAAUGAAAACAUUACUUUAUCAAAAAAAGUUUACUACAACGUUUAACGACAUUUUAAUUUGUAAAACAGGCAAAGAUCGUUGAACAUACAGCCUGAGUAUAAUGAAAUUUUUUGAAGAUAUAUGGUUGGUUUGUUUAUUCUUUUGGUUAUUUGUUAAGGUUGUUGGUAACAGAAAAAAAUGAUACUUUUUAAGCAAGAUGAGUGAUAAAAACAUAUUUUUUCUUAAAGAAACGUACUUUCACUAAACCAAUUAUUUAACCAAAUUCAAAAUUAUACGUCAUAUUAUCAUCUCCAUAUGUUAUGCAUCUCCAUAUGUUAUACCUAAGUUCCUGGGGCCGGUGGGCUCCCCUUUGCUAAAUAUUAUGUUUGGCCGUUUUCAAUGCCCUUUAAAUGAUUGACGCAAGUUUUUUUGCCUACGUUCGGUUAGGCUGCCAGUGCACCGAAGCGGAGCGAGGCUGCGGAGCCGAGAAACGGGGAAAUUAUAACCAAUUGGAUUGCACAAAAUCUCCGAUCCUUUUAAGUGGACAGGGACUUGCGAGCUAGUUUAAAAAUUCAUAUAAAACUGCGGCGCGCGGAAGUUUUUUCGGGAAAUCACUCCGCUCCGCAUUAGUCUGUUUCUCCGCUGCGCUCCCGCGCUCCGAUUUGGUGGACAGGCAGCCUCUGGUAUGCCGUUGAAUAACUGAGACUGCUAGGGCCUUAGCCAUGUGAUACUUCUAUUAACUUUCUGGAAACGCUAACGCUUCGAAAACUAACAAAAUGUACGGGAAUGACAUGUGAUUAAAUUAUAUUUAUGUUUUCUCUUUUUUGUUUGUUUUUUAGUUUUUAAUAUUGUAUAAUUAAUAAUAAUAACCAAUUAUAACUACUAUUAUAAUGGUUAAAAUGAACUGUGGUUUAUGUUGCAUUAUGGUUAGGCUUAAUUUAAUUAAGUAUUUUGUAGAAUAAUAAUUAAAUUAAAUUAAUAUCCGAUUAAUCACGUGACCUAUUGAUAGCGAAUGCCACACCCAUACAUUUUUUAUCUAUCGAAACGUUAGCGUAUGUAGAAAGAUUAUCGAUACGUAUAUGGCUAGAGGCCUGCAGACAAUAGAUACGCGUCCUGAGAUGAAAUAAUUUUGUUUAUCUAACUAGCUUUGUCUUUCGUCCCAUCCCAACUUAAAAGAUAAAUAAUGCUUUCUUUUUGCGAUGAGACGAAAGACAGCCGUAAAAACCAUAGAAAUCUAAACUGUAUGAACAGAAACCUUUAAGGCAUAUCUUAUGCAAGACAUGUGACGACUACCGACUGUUCUCGUCUUUACUCUGAUAAGUAAUUGUAAUUAAAGAUAUUAUUAUUUAAAUUAUACAUUUCCAAUGCUUAUGAAAGUUUAUUAUUAAAUUAUAUAUAAUUUUCUGUAAA
Bicyclus anynana (squinting bush brown) is the source of this 9780-nucleotide messenger RNA. RefSeq names its product N-terminal kinase-like protein (gene yata). Gene Ontology annotation, molecular function: protein kinase activity; ATP binding. Lineage: Eukaryota; Metazoa; Arthropoda; Insecta; Lepidoptera; Nymphalidae. The record is from RefSeq and is a predicted model, not a curated record. The transcript is spliced from 13 exons. Bases 270 to 2696 code for a protein of 808 amino acids. Gene Ontology annotation, biological process: protein phosphorylation.